AACAUUAUACCAUGGGGAUGCAACUGAAGUACAAUAAUUUUCUGAGGUUUUUUUUUAGAAAUGCGCCAUCUAGUGACGGAUGCCCCGUAACUUGGGUAUUUGUACUUCGUUUUAGUCACUAGAUGUCACUGCACCUUAGACCGAUAUUUCAUCGAUUUAAUAACAAAUCUAAAAAAAGUUUUGUGAUUAGAAAUAUUAACAAAUAUUGUAAUUAAAUAAUUUUAUGAUUUAUUUUUAAUUCUUUUUUAUCUAUGAGGACGUCUUAGUUAAUCACAAUAAUCACACUACUUGAAACCACUUGAAACACUGACGAUUGACAUUGACAGUCGACCAUACUUUUAAAUUAAACCGUUUUCCGUUUUCUAACGUGUUGGUUUAUUCUGAGUGUUAUUUUCUGGUUUUUUUAUUACGAUUGUUGCGUGUUCCUGGACUCUGAUACUGACUGCUUCUGUGAUUGACCUGGCUUCGUAUUUUGGACCUGUGAUCUACUGCAUUUUCAUUGACCCGGCUUUGUAUUUUGGAACCUCGAUCGACUGCUUUUACAUUGACCCGGCACCGUAUUUAGGACUAGAAAAUGCGUCCAGUGGAUCGUCUUAGGGGCGGAAUGCCAUCAACGUCAAGAUAUAAGUGCUACUUUGAUUGUGACAAUGACGGCCCAUUGCACCGAUUUCCUAAACCUGAAUACCCACAUUUGGAAAAGUUUAACUCGUGGAAAAAAGUACUAGAUAAAGCUUUACAAGAGAAAGGCGACAUCUACAUUUAUAACCAAAUUCGAUUUUGCGACAGACAUUUUGAAGAGUGUUACCGUUCAGCCAGUCACCGACUUACUCCAAAUGCAAUACCAACUCUAGAUUUAUCUACAUUACCAGUUGGUCAAACUCUUGAAGGUCCAUCGGGACAUGUCGAGGCAGACAUGUCGAAUUUAUUAAACAUUUCGCAAGAUAAACUUGCUGUCAUUGAGCCAUCCAGCUCUACCCACUAUCAUAGUGAUGUACAGAAUGCAUUACAGACAGCUGAACGCCCUAAAGGUUCUAGGAAAAGAGGGACUUGUCAAUAUUUAAAACGAGUCGUCACCUCCAAAGAGAAGGAGAUAAUAAAGUUAAAACAGAAAGUAUUGAAGCUGAAAAAGAAAUAUAAGGAACAAAAUAACAAGAAACUCUCUGCAAGGAAAAUUUCCACAUCAAAAUCAUUUUUGAAAGAGUUAAAUAAAAUGCCUGCAACAAUAAAAAUAUUUACUUCCCUCAAAUGAAAUGGAAAAAGAAAC
Molecule: messenger RNA, 1264 nt
Organism: Helicoverpa armigera (cotton bollworm)
Lineage: Eukaryota; Metazoa; Arthropoda; Insecta; Lepidoptera; Noctuidae
Exons: 4
Coding region: 575-1249 (224 amino acids)
Source: RefSeq, a predicted model, not a curated record